UCUGCCGGUCAAAGUCGGUUUUUCUAGACCACCACGCAUUCAGAGGAUCACGUUCAAUUCAAUCUUUGGAUAACCAAUUUUUUUUUUUUUCAUUUCCAUAAAAAAUUCUUUUUAUUUUUUCCAAUAUAUACAUAUGCCCAACACUGUCUCUUUUAUCUGUGUUCUUGUAUUUUUCAAGCUCUGGAUUAGGGUAUCCUCUACGGGAAAAAGUUGAUUAAAAAUUUGAAGCAAUGUCUUGUCGAAAGUCAAGACCACCAUGUUUAACUGAGAAAUCUUUGUCACCAGAAGAACAACAAGCUAAGAUCAAUGAUGUUAGGAGAAUGUUGGGACCUAAGGCUGAUAAACUUCCAGUUCUUUGUUCGGAUGAGUCAAUAAUAAGAUAUCUUAUAGCAAGGAAUUGGAAUACAAAGAAGGCAACGAAAAUGCUAGCGGAAAGCUUGAAAUGGAGGCUGCAAUACAAGCCAGAGAACAUCAGAUGGUCCUUUCUUCAGGAAGAAAUUGCAAAAGAAGCUGAAACUGGAAAAAUAUAUAGAGCAGAUUACUAUGACAAGUGUGGAAGGACAGUUCUUAUUUUGAGGCCAGGUUUCCAGAAUACAAAAUCAACAGAAUCACAGAUCAAGUACUUGGUAUAUUGUAUGGAAAAUGCUAUAAUGCAUUUGAAUCCUGAGAAGGGGCAAAUGGUUUGGCUUAUUGAUUUUCAAGGGUGGACGAUGUCUAGCAUAUCAAUUAAGGUGACUCGAGAAACAGCUAAUGUCUUGCAGAAUCAUUACCCCGAGAGAUUGGGUCUGGCAAUCCUCUAUAAUCCUCCUAAAGUAUUUGAAUCUUUUUGGGCGUUGGUGAAGCCUUUUCUUGAACCAAAGACAUACAAAAAAGUAAGAUUCGCCUACUCUGAUGACACUCAGAGCCAGAAGAUAAUGGAAGCCCUCUUUGAUGUGGAUAAGUUAGAAUCUGCAUUUGGAGGGAAAAACACAGCUGGGUUCAACUAUGAAGCAUACGCAAAACGUAUGAGGGAGGAUGAUGCUAAAAAGUCUGGCAGCAUGAAUUCCGGAUCUUCUGUGCCAAUUACCCAAUCAUCAGUUGCAGCUCAAUCACAUGAAGUUUCAGAACAAUGGUCAGAGUCAUUGGCUCCUGACCCCUCUUCUGAAUCUUCUGAUGAGUCUGAGUUAUCAUCAUUUGAUGAACCAGCUGCAAAGGUGGAAUGCAUAGAUAGCAAAGCAGAUGUACUGACCCUAAACAGCGAGGAUGAUGCAAAGAUUGAAGCAGCAGAGCCAAAGCUUCAGAGUUAAAUGAGUGAGUUUGCCUGAAAUAUGAACAUGGCUUCUACUUUUAUAAUUCUUCUUCCAAAAUUUGAACAUGCUUUUUGCAUCUUAUACAAUUAAUUCUUCUGAGAAAGAUCUUGACUGAAAUGUUGUAAUGAUACAAAAGGCUUGUAUGUCAGUUGUGGAAGAAGAUUCUUCCACAAGCUGAUAUUAGAGAUCUGUCAACUAUCUAAAGGUAAAACGAAGAAAGCUGUCUCACCGAAUGAUAAGAUCUUCUUGCAUAAUUUAUUUCAAACAUGUCAUUUAUUUAUU
Molecule: messenger RNA, 1571 nt
Organism: Mangifera indica (mango)
Lineage: Eukaryota; Viridiplantae; Streptophyta; Magnoliopsida; Sapindales; Anacardiaceae
Product: phosphatidylinositol transfer protein 3-like
Exons: 6
Coding region: 231-1286 (351 amino acids)
Molecular function (GO): phosphatidylinositol transfer activity
Source: RefSeq, a predicted model, not a curated record